Messenger RNA from Oryzias latipes (Japanese medaka), 6398 nucleotides. The record is from RefSeq and is a predicted model, not a curated record. NCBI's taxonomy places the organism in Eukaryota, Metazoa, Chordata, Actinopteri, Beloniformes, Adrianichthyidae.
UUUUUUUGUUUUGGUCUUUUACUUACGUAUGUUUUGUUAUUUGUAUUGCGUUUUAGCUUCUUAAGUAGGUUUUCCCACUAGAGAAGCUUUCCUAGAAUCUGAAUUAACUUGUUUGCCCACUUUUUUCUAUUUUCUACUGCACAGAUUUCCCCUAAAACAACACAAACUCAAAUCAGGAAUGUGGCAGAUGAGUGCAGCUGUCUUUGUCUACAACUAAAUGACAUGUCUAACCAAAAAAGUGGGCAAACUUAGGUGGUGGUGGGGCGAGAUGCGAUUUUGUUGCUGCUUUGUAUUUUCCCUCUAAAGGGUUAAGUUUUAAGUUCUUCAAGGAAAUCAUAGCAGUGCAUUGCUACCAUGUAAAAUGUUAUUGUGACUAUAUUCACUCUGACAGCCUCUCAUCUCUCUGAUAAAGAGUUUUUUUCUACCCGUCUGCACGGCACAUAUCUUAUCUUCAACAAGUCUUUUAACAGAAACAGUCAGCAAACAUAUAGACAUAAAACUAAAUGUUGAUUUUAUUUAGGCUUUCAUUUACGGACGCUGAAGGUCCGUAAAAUGCCAAUGGGCAUGUUUCAUGUGGGUUUCGUCUAGUUAGGAAGUCAUUACAGUUUUAGAAUAUGACAUUUGUGUAAGUUAAUUUAAUUCAUUCAAAAUAAAUGUUAUUGAUUUUGGACACAAUGUUUUUGCAAAAUGAUUGUAGACUUUUGUUUCCGACUAUAAGUUUCUUCAAACUUAACCUUUCAGGUUUUGUAGGUUUUCAUAUCAGUGUUGAACUGAGUUAUAUUGCACAAAUGUUCAUAGUUUUUGGCAUUAUUUUAUCCCCAAAACAUUUUCAAUUCGAAAACUUGAGAAAACAAACAAAACAAAAAAGAAACUAUGUAAGAAAAAGAUUGUAACUCAUUUUCUAAAGAAGGCAUUUUAUUUCCUUUUGUGAAGUGAAGAAUGUGAAACUGAAAAAUAUUUUAGCUUGCUAGAAGCAGACAUCAAGUUCUGUUUUAAGAGCUCAAACCCACUACUAUUGUGGAUGUCCGUUUUGAGGAACAAGUGUUUGAAGGCUCAAUGUCGUCUUAUUUUAUUAACUUAAUUUGUACUAAAAAAUGUGAACAUGAUGCUUUAAAGUAUAGAUGGAAGAUCAGAAAACAUCAAAGACUGAAGCAGAAAUGCAUAACGAGACAAAAUCAUAUCAAAAUCAUUUGGAGUGUGUAGUAAUAUGUCCUUUCGUGUUCUGCAGAACUCCUAUUAAACAUGGAAAUGGAGGCUUCUGAAGACUAUUCUGCAAGUAACGGUCAAUGCUCUCCUGGUAAGGAGAACUCAAGAAUGUUGGUUGAUAUGUCUGCACCUAAUGGACAGACUGCUCUUCCAGGUCCUAAUUCCCCCAGUGAAAGAAAAAUUAAGCAAGAAGAAGAAACUGUUGAAAAGGAGGACAGCGACCCAACACCUGAAGAAAUGGGACAAAUGCUGGAUGACGGAGUGUCAUUGGAAGACUCUGCAGCAGACAGUCCAUCUAACACACAAGACGGGUUAUCUGGAACAAACCCAUCCUUUGAUGGCACUAUUAGACCACCAAAUGGCGAGAGGCCCUUCCAGUGCAACCAGUGUGGUGUUUCGUUCACCCAGAAGGGGAAUCUGCUGCGACACAUCAAGCUGCACACUGGUGAAAAACCCUUCAAAUGCCCUUUCUGUAACUACGCUUGCCGGCGCCGUGAUGCCCUCACUGGUCAUUUGCGCACUCAUGCUGUUGGAAAACCACACAAAUGUAACUAUUGUGGACGGAGUUACAAACAGCGCACGUCUCUAGAGGAGCACAAAGAGCGCUGCCACAGUUACCUGCAGGGCAUCGGUUUGGAUCCCGGCAGCAACACUGGUACCUACACAGAUGUUCCAAAAGAAGCCAGACCCUCUGCAGAACCCAACACCAUGGCUACCUAUGAACGGCCCCCUGUAAUCGAAAAACUUAACAGCAAUUUAGGCAAGAGGAAGAGCACCACGCCUCAGAAAUUUGUGGGAGAAAAGCCUGCACGCUACAGCUAUCCUGAUUUAGGCUAUGAGAUGGGCCUUAAGUUUGAAAAGCAGGCCGAGAUGUUACCGCCCCAUAUGAUGGACCAGGCCAUCAAUGAUGCCAUGACAUAUCUGGGAACAAAUAAUCUGCGCCCAGUGCUCCACCAUCCAGGUCCUCCUCUGUCCAUGACAGAGGUGAUGCCCAUGAUCAACCCCAUCUACCACCCUGCCGUCAUGUCGCUGGGCCAUCGAACAGAGUGUCGAGGAAACUCGGAAACUCUUCCACCUCAGCCCGCUCACUUUCUCAACCAUCCCACUUUAAAUGGCCCAACUGCCUUAACCAGACAGAGCAAGUCCCUUCAAUCAGCACAAGAGGAAUCCCCCAACAACAGUGGUAUUGACUCUGCUGACUCGGCUCGCAGCAGUCCUCAGGACAAGCAGAGCUACCAUGGCAGCAAUGUUCCCGCAGGCCUCAGGUCCCGAGGCAGUCCAGCUGUGCACUGUUUGAAUGAUCGGGCUCCAGACGUGUCACCAAGAAGCGGUGUGAGAGUGGGAAUGCGCGUUCCUGCAGAAAGGCCCGCAAGCAACGAGGGGGUGCGAGUGUUUGGACGAGAGGGGAAUGAGCUGCGGGCCUUCCAGUGCGAGCACUGUCAAGUUCUCUUCCUGGACCACGUCAUGUACACCAUUCACAUGGGUUGCCAUGGAUACAGAGAUCCACUGGAGUGCAACAUCUGUGGCUACCAGAGCAAAGACCGCUAUGAGUUCUCCUCACACAUAGUCCGUGGAGAGCACACCUUCCACUGAGGGGAGGAGCAGGAACCAAGAAGAGUCCAAAAACAAAAGGAGCCACAGUUACUCAUCCUUAUCUCCUCUGAAAACUCCACAGGUGAACGGCACUGCAGUGUAGCACAAAGACUAUAUUUUAAGAUGCUGUCUGUUCAUUGGAACUCUUGAACAGUCAGACAAAGAAUGGGCCAAAGACAUAUUUUCUAUUUAAAAUGCUUAGAGGAAAGAAGGUAAGAUUUUAUUUGGGUUUUGUUGUUGUUGUUUUUCUUCUCUCUCUUUUCUCAUGUUAAACAGAGCAGCUGUCAGAUCACGUAUACAUUUUUCCUCCAAAUAAUAUUUGAAAGGGUCUCCAUUUAUUCUUGUGCCUUCACACAGAGAAAAAAAUCAUGUUGCCUUGAUGGGCUCACUAUGGUGGAUAGAAUCAUUAGGUUUCCACUCAGCCCCAAAAGAAUUUUGUGGGGUUGUUUUGGGUUUUAGGAAAGACAAAAAAAAUACACCAACAAGGGAAUCAAAUUGCUGAACAAAAGGGCUGAAAACAUUUGGACUAUUUUUGCUAAUUGAUUAGCAACUUUUUUUCUGAUACUUAUGUCCAAAAAUGUACAACAGUAUUUAACAAAUUAUAAAUAUUGAUGGUAUUUUCCAGAAAUUGGGAUAUUUUACAGGAUUCCAAGCUGAAAAGCUUUGGUGCCAUUGUCAAAACAUGGCAAUCAGUAUGAAGAAAUUAAGCAAAGUGCAUUUAGGCUCAAAUAAAUUAUUUUGCCAUUUACAUAUAUCUGGAUUUCUUUUUUAGAUUUUAUGGUAAACUAAAAAUCUAUACAUUUUGUUAACACAGAGGUAAGACCAUUCAAAUUAAAAAUUUAUAUUAUCAUUACAAUUUAACAUUUUUAAAAAGUCAAUUUUCUUUUAUUCUAUAGCAGUAUAAUGAUUGAACUGUAUUAAUAUGGGAACAUUUGUAAUUCAUUUACAGAAUUACACUGGAGCCAGUUAGAAAUAACUAAUCUAUUUUGCCAAUUUUUUUGGUUUGGGAUUGAAAAGUGUUGUUACAGUUUCCAUUCAAACUCACUGUAGACAUUUGGCUUUUUGUACCUCUUUCUAUCCAUCAUAAUCAGCCUCUAUUCAUCAUGCCUUCAAAAAGUAAAACCAUUGAUUGUAAACUAAAAACAUAAAUAGGAAAGUACACAAAGUGUCUGCUAAUUAUUCUCGUCAAACCUGUGACCUUAAAAGACAUCCUCCUUUGUAAGCCUUCAAGGUGAUCCACAUGACUAACUAGCAAUUUGUCUGUUUCCUUUCUCAAAUGUCAAUAUAUCCGGGUGUCUGAUUUGUUGUGUUGCGUGAACUUUAAUUCGCCAUCUGAUACACAAAGCUGGAGGAGUACAUCCGCAGUUAAAAAAAUAGUGAAUAAGAAAAUGUUGAUUAGGUUUCGCCUUAAGGAUCUGCAUAAGAGCAUGGCUGCAGUUUAGUGCUUUAGGACAAUGGGUAUCAAACAAAGAUGCAGCUAGAAUGAAUGCUUUCUGGCCUUACUUAACUUUUUUUUUUCCAAGGAUUGAAUACAUUGUGAGGUUUACAGCACACUUGCUGAAUGUGUAUGUUAAAACCGCCUUAAACCCAUUUUGAAAUAUCCACUAGCAAAACUAUUUCCUAUCUGUGUAACAUAGACAAAAUAGAGAAACCCCAAAGUGUCUCUAAAGCUAUAAGUUGAACGCUGGUAUGCCCCCUUCCCACCCACACUCUAUCAUGACUAGAAUGCUGUCUUAAUACACCUGCCUUUUUUGUUUUUGUUUUUUUGUUUUUCACUUUACCACCAUCUCAUAGCACACAUACCCUAAUAGCUGGUGCUGUCUCCGUCUGGCUCUUGGAGCUGCUGUAAAAUCUCCGUCGUGUCUGACUUUUUACAAGGAAGGAUCAAGAACAGGGGCAGCACAAACUGAAGGAUAAGCGUGUGGUAGGGUUGGUCAUCAUUUCCAAAAUACUUACUACUAAUUCCAAUGGCCUAAAUCUAAAACCGGUUCUUUAACAAUAUAUUUUUUUCCAACAAAAAUUAAAGGAAAGAUUUCUAACAAAACAUGUUAGAACGUUUGGCUUUAUUACAAGUGUUAAGUCCAUUCACAGACUUAUCUUUUCAACCAAUGUAGAAAGAAACAAGCGGAAGAUGAAAUGCAUAUUAUUACCGCAACAUGUGACAAUAUAGUUCAAGCAAAUCUAUGAUGUAUGUGAGGAAUAAUGCUACUGACCAUUACCUGAAGUAGGCACGAUGAGUUUUCUGACCCACUGACAUUCUCUCUGGUAUCACAAUUUGGCAUUAUUCUUGUAAUGCUUGAUAGUAUCAAUGCAAUGGAGUCUGUUUUUAAAAAAAGUGCUUAACUCCAUACCCAGCCCUGGUGUGUGAUUAUCAAUGAAGAGGAAGUUACCACAUAGUUGGUUUACUUUUACUUUUUAGUGGCUCAUGGAAAAAAGUAAGACAAUCCUACCAUAUUGCAUUGAAGGAUAACGCAUUCUAAUCCAUAAGGCCAGUUCUUCUAAAUAGCCACUGUCUCCAUUAGGAAAGGAGUCAGCUGAAACUGUGCUUGGUACAGUUGGUAAUGCACUUUAUGUCUAUAGGGAAAUACCUGGCAUUAUUUUUAGUUUAACACAUUUGUUUUCUGAUUUCAUUAAUUUUCUGGCAAUUAUUGUUUUUUUUUAAUGCUCAAAGGAUAAACUUUCUGAUUUUUAUAUCUAUUUGGAGUCAAAAGGCAGCUUGAUCACUUUUUAUUUGUUGCCUCUUUACAUAAUGAACAACUUUUUGCAAAGCUCUGGCUUGAACAUUGUUUACAUCUUCCAUUAUAAGUUUAACUUAACCCGGUUUAAAUUCAACUUGCUCUCUUUGCAUCACUUUUUUCCCCUUUUCAUCUAUAUAAUGAGCCUUAUGUAAAAUAAUACAAGGGGGGGGGGGGACAUGUCUGCCUCCUUUUUAAAGGGGUCUUUACUUGAAACUUUCAAUCUUUGCUAUUGCUACAGAAAUUCCGGGGAUGUGAUUUGUAAAUUUUAAAGAUAGGCGUGCGAAAUAUCUAUUUUUCUGCUGAAUUAUUGAUAUGAGUUGUGUAUUUUGUGUGUUUUUGAAGUUUAAACAUGUUUACAAAAAUUGUUAAACACAGGGUUCUGGGUGACUCGUGCUCUCAAGGAGGAUAAGAAACAACUGGCACUGAAUGUUAGAAUUAUCCAGGCUUGUAUGUUGAUUGAUCAGUUUCUACAGCGUUGCUGACUUUCUUAUGUGAGGGCUCUCAGGUAAAAUACAUAAGCUUUUUUUAGUGUCCAAAAAUGGAAUCUUUCAUUUUUAACUAGUACAGAAAAAGACACACAAACCAUAUAUUAACAAAAUGAAUUCACGACUCUGACUGGUGAAGGAGGUCUGAGGAUCAGCCCUUUUGGUCUGCCUGACUGUUUUUUUUUUUUUUUGUUGCUCUUUUGCAUUAAUGACCUUACAUGAAGACACACUGCUGUGAAGAAUAAGAUGGUUAUUUUUCUUAAAGUAAUUACUGGUUUUACCCUCUUGUUGUGAAUUUUGACACUGGAAAUAAAACUUAUUGUUGUACAAUCAUGCAAACUGUACUUUUGUUCCAAUUAAAAGGUAUUAUGAGAAA